Molecule: messenger RNA, 1944 nt
Organism: Neodiprion virginianus
Lineage: Eukaryota; Metazoa; Arthropoda; Insecta; Hymenoptera; Diprionidae
Product: UDP-glucosyltransferase 2-like
Exons: 4
Coding region: 285-1850 (521 amino acids)
Molecular function (GO): UDP-glycosyltransferase activity
Source: RefSeq, a predicted model, not a curated record
UACGGCGCAUUCUAUGUUAGCUUCGUACAGUUGCGUGUAUAUCCAUACUGAUCAAAUAUUUACAGAUAAAAGAUGUUACACAACGACCACUAGCGAUUGGUUGAAGCUAGAAAUUAUUACAAGGGCAUCACAGCUCAUCGGUGGAUAGGAUUGAACAGCAUAAGAGACGGUAACUGGUUUCCUUUACUAAACACCGACUUGUAAAAACGAACCAGUGAAAACACCAGCCGAUUCGUGGCAACGGCGCGUUACUGAAUAACUUUGACCGAAAAAAAGACAAAAACAUGGACGGAUCAUUCACGAAACUGGGCGCGAUUUUGGUGAUUUUGGCGGGUGUUUGGAUAACGGAGGGUUCUAAGAUCCUCGCUAUAUUUCCGUACCAAGGUCAAAGCCACAACAUGAUGUUCGAGCCAAUUGUGAUUGGCUUGGCACGUGCGGGUCACUCGGUUGACGUCGUCAGUCACUUUCCCCCAAAGGAGCCGGUGGAAGGACUGAAUCACAUCAGCCUGAAAGGAACGCUGAACUUCUACGUGGACAACGUGACCGCGUCAUUCGCCAGCACAAUGAUUGGAGUUAAGGCGAUAGAUCACAUGUCCUACCAGGAACCAAACGACCUCUGCAACCUCAUGCGGCUUCCCCAGCUACAGAACGUCAUCGAAACUGACAAAAAGUACGACCUCAUGCUCACCGAGGUCUUCGGGACCAACUGCUACUUAGCGGUGGCACACAAGCUGAAGCUUCCGGUGGUCGGCGUCGUGACCAGCGCCAUGUUUCCCUGGGCUUAUGAUCCAUUUUUCGAAAGCACGCAUUCCAGCUUUAUACCAUGCCAGCUGACCACCUUCACGAAUAACAUGCGGUUCAUGGAACGCGUAGAGAAUCUGAUCACGACCCUUUACUACAAGUUCUUGUUUUAUUACUACGAAAAAAUCGUUUCUGAACCAAUAGCUAGAAAGUACAUUGAUGACUUUCCAUCCUUGGCUGAUAUCUACUACAACAUAAGUAUGGUGUUGGUGAACAGUCACUGGAGCAUCCAUGGUGCCCGACCCACGAAUCCCGCCAUCGUUGAAGUCGCUGGUCUUCACAUCGACGAAACCCAAGUUCUCACUGAGGAACUGGAGGUGUUUCUGAACUCCGCGAAGGAUGGUGUGGUGUAUUUUAGUACAGGGACAAUGCUGAAAUCCGAUAGUUUUCCUAAGGAGAAGAUACUGGCGAUUUACAACAGUUUUGCUGAACUUUCCAAUUACAAGGUUCUCUGGAAGGGAAACAUGGACAACAUGCCGGAAGGAUUGCCAACGAACGUCAAAAUGGUCCCUUGGGUUCCACAGUUUGCUGUACUUCGUCAUCCGAAAGUAAAAGCGUUCGUGACUCACGGGGGUUUAAUGGGAACCCUGGAGGCGAUUCACGCAGGAGUCCCGAUGGUUGGAAUCCCAUUUUUUGGAGACCAGAUGUUGAACGUAGGGGGAUACGCGUAUCGCGGUUUCGCCGUUCACCUGAACUACGAGACUUUGAACAAGGAAAGCUUCUCCGAAGCGUUGAAUGAAGUUCUGACGAACCCCAAGUACCAAUCGAACAUCGCACGUGUCUCACGGCUAUUUAAGGAUCGUCCGCUUUCCCCCUUGAAGAAAGCCAUUUUCUGGAUCGAAUACGUCAUCCGAAAUGGUGGCGAGAUACUCAAGUCUUCAGGGCGUCAUCUCUACUGGUUCCAGUAUUACUUGAUAGACGUCGGUCUAUUUUUAUUAACCAUAACAAUGCUAGCGUUCGUUGUUUUAUUCACGGUCUCAAGAAAAUUAACCGGGUUCAUUUGGGGAACGCAGAAUCGCAAUGUGUCAGUGAAACAAAAAACAUUCUAGUGCUGCGAGUUAGUCGAAAAGAUAUGCGGAAAAAUCGACUUGACUGAAAGUCGAUCGGUCCUUCAACUUUCCAAUGAAAUAUCAAAUUAUUGGA